Messenger RNA from Nilaparvata lugens (brown planthopper), 24220 nucleotides. RefSeq names its product muscle M-line assembly protein unc-89. Lineage: Eukaryota; Metazoa; Arthropoda; Insecta; Hemiptera; Delphacidae. Gene Ontology annotation, cellular component: neuronal cell body; plasma membrane; axon. Gene Ontology annotation, biological process: homophilic cell-cell adhesion; protein phosphorylation; synapse organization. The record is from RefSeq and is a predicted model, not a curated record. Gene Ontology annotation, molecular function: axon guidance receptor activity; protein binding; ATP binding.
GGCGGACGCAGAAUUUGAGUACAAGUACAUGUCCUCUCGCCGUGGGUCGGGGAAUGGCAGGUUCGGCUCUGCAACAAUUUGGGCCAAUAUUUGUUCGGGAAAAUUCGCUAUUACAUCAGUGAAAAUAUGGAAUAAAAGUGUUUUGGCUACAUAACAUCUCAGCUACAAAUUUGAGUUGGUUUUGGUACAGUUUAUUCAACAUCUUUCAAAAAUAAUUCUAUUAAUCGUCAGACUAAGUCAUCUGCUAUCCUCGAUUGUUGUAUUUAUUGUGUAUUUGUAUUGUGUGUGAACACCAUCCCUGUGAAGUUUGUCUCCUCUACCCAUCAAAAUAUAUUUGUGAACUCAAUAUGCCCUCGAUCGUGCUUUCGAUACAAUGACGAACGAAAAUAUACUACCAAUCGAAAUCGACGCAUUCAACUCUCAAGUUACAAAGGGAUGAGUUGCGAUUGUGUGCGACCUUGAUUCGAGCAAAUUAUCAACUUUUUGACUGGAAUAUCUUGGAAUAAAUUCUUGGCAACGAAAUGACCGUGGUGUCAGAAGCAGACGCCAGCGAGUGGGGCACGGAGGAUGCGACCCUGGCUCCGGUGCUGGAGGCUGUUGAGCCGAACGUCCGCGUUCAGGAGGGCGACGAUGCCAUACUCAAGCUCACUGUCUCUUCUGGCAGUGAUCUGCCGCUCAACAUCCACUGGACGCGCGGAGGCGGCGAGUCCCUGGACGGCGACCGCUUUGUGGCGGACAGCGGAGGCGGCGGAGUGUUGCGCAUCAGAGGCGCCCGCCGCAGCGACAGCGGCCCCUACCGGGCGCGGGCGGUGGUUGGUGGAGGCGGCGACUGCCCCCAUGUGGACUACGAGUUGGACGUGUACCCGGCGGCGGGGGAUGUUCCCGCCUUCCUUCGCCGCCUCACCGAUCUCGCCGUCAAGGUCGGCACUAGGACCCGGCUGUUGGUCGAGAUACGCAGUGCCACACAAGUCAAGACUGCUUGGCUGCGCCAAGGCAAGGAGGUAGUGCCUGAUGAGCGCCUGCACUUCUUGAACGAGGGCUCAUUCUUCUGCUUGGAUGUGGCUCCUGUUACACUUGAGGACUCCGGAGAAUGGGCUGUCAUUGCUCAGAAUGUCGAAGGACGGGCCACAUGCUCCUGCUUUCUCAAUGUUCUGGUGCCGAAAGCUUAUAAAAAGCCGGUGUUCGUAGAGCAGCUGCGGGCCGUGCUGACGGCAGCGAGCGGCACAGUGUCGCUGGAGUGCAAGGUGAUCGGCGUGCCGACCCCGCAGCUCAAGUGGUUCAAGGACGGCGCAGAGAUCCGGGCGGGUGACGUAUUUGCCCUGUCGGCCGACCCCGCCGACCCCACCACCCUCGGCACCUACACCUGUGAGGCCACCAACUGCAUGGGCAAGGCCACCUCCAGCUCCAGGGUGCAUGUCGUGCCCGCCGCCGCUGACGGCAGUCACCCUCACCACAACAGUCUUAUUCCAUCUGGUCCUGUUCCGAAGUUUAAAGACAACCUGAAAGACCAGAAAGUAAAAAUUGGAGGAUCUCUUCUAUUGGAGAACAAAGUUGAAGUGCCACCAUGGCCAGAGAACAUAUCGUGGUUCAAUGCGCAGGGCCUGGUUGAGGAGGGAGGCAGAUACCACAUAAUGGCCGACGGCCUGGGCGGGUACAGUGUGUCGGUGAAUCCCGUGGAAGCCAUCGACCAGGGCCAAUGGAAGUGUGUGGCCACCAGCAAUCUCGGCCUCAAAAGUAUCACCGCUUGCAAUGUCGCUAUGACAUUUCCAAAGAACUAUCGAGCACCGAGAUUUCUGGAAGCAUUGCGAGCAGUUCUCACAGAAGAAGGUUUGGUGUCCUUCGAAUGCAAAGUGGUUGGAUUCCCCACACCACAGCUGCAGUGGUUCAAGGAUGGCCAAGAGCUCAAACCUGGAGACGUUUAUCAGCUCACUGGCUCCAACUCGCUGGGGUCCUACUGCUGCAUUGCUAGGAAUUGCAUGGGUGAAGCAAGGAGUACAGCUGAGUUAACUGUAGAAGACAUACAGAAUCAGUUGACAGAGGAAGAGAAAAUUCAAUUAGCAGCAAUUAAUCGACCUCCACAGUUCCAGGUUGGGUUGAAGAGUUGCCAGGCAGAAAUCAAUCAACCAUUCCGUUUCACAGUUCAAGUGACUGUGAACCCAGAGCCAGUUGUUACAUGGUUCAGAGAUGAUGAAGAGCUGCAGGGCUCUGAGAACUACUCUUUCCUGAAAGAGGCACACGGCUUCUGUCACCUCAGCAUACAACGACUAGAACUUAUUGAUCAGGCUGAAUGGAAGUGUGUAGCUACUAACGACUACGGCCAAAGUGUGACCUCUUGUUUUCUCAAACUGAAUAUUCCUCGCCAUUUCAAAAAGCCUCGUUUCCUCGAAUGUCUGCGAGCUGUGCUUUCAGAAGAAGGAGCUGUCAAUUUAGAAUGCAAGGUUAUUGGAGUACCGCAACCGGUCUUGAAAUGGUACAAAGAUGGCAAAGAACUUUGUCCUGGUGACAUCCACAAGAUCAUCUCAGGCGAAGAUGGCACCUGCUGCUUGGGUGUUUACACCUGCGAAGCCCACAACUGCAUGGGCACUGUCUCUAGUUCAGCUUCUUUGCUUGGAUUUGAACAAAAGCCUCAGGAGAAAGCCAGUGAGCAAGCGGCCUCAGCUUUGGCUCUGACUAGACAGCCUUCUCUAUCAACGAUACAGGAAGAGCGCUCAUCGCAGAUGCAUUCGAUAACAAUCGACGAUAGACAAGAAGUGUCCUUCUCUUUCGAUGGCAAAGAAGUGUCUGUCUCACUCUAUGAGACUCCCGACCUCACUGAAGAGGAAGCACUUCAAGUGGUCGAAAUGUAUGCUGAAGAGUUAUCAGAACAUGUGUCUGAGCACAAUGUGGUGGAACUUCCUCCAAUGAGAUUUGUUAAGGAAACGUCCACCUCUGGCCACAUUCUGAUGGAAGCUGUUGUGAUCGAUGUCAGUCCCGACUUCUACGCCUCAGCUGAGGACGAUCUCAGAACAGACGCUGACCUUGAAGAAUUCUCCAUCUCCGAGGAAGCUUAUCUUCAGAACGCCAACUUAUCCAUGCAAGAUGAUCUGCCAUUCGACAAGAUCAACUCCGAUUUUCUCGAGCGAGCUCUCUCAGGCUCUCUGUCCUAUGACGAUGUGGAAAGAAGAAUAUCUCCAGCUAAACCGAAGAGGAAGUCGAGAGAUUCAAGCAGCGCCAGUGAGAGCAAGAAGAAACAUCUCGACGAUGACAGCAGCGGUCCGUAUUCUGAUGCUCUGGCUUCUGAAAAAGAGUCAAAAUCGCAAAAAGAUAGUUUUGUUAGCGCUAUUGAGAGUCCUGAUAGAGAUAUGAAUGUUGUAAAAGUGUUUGAAACAGAGACUGCUAAGAGCAGCUCAGUUAAUGUAGAGAAAACUGUGGAAACAAUAAAAAGAACAUUGGAUGAACCAGUAUCUAUGCAAGAGAAGAAAAAGAAACGAUCAAAAAGUAGAUCAGUUUCCAAAGAGAGGAAUGUUGAAGAGAAGGUGGCUACAGCUACAAUUCCAAGACGCUCUCUAUCUAAAGAUAAGGAGUCGCCAAAAGAGAAAAGCUCAGAUGAGAGCAGCAAGAAUGAUUCCAAUAGGGUGAAGAAGAUACAAAAACAUUCAAGAAGAAAAUCGAAAACUGUCGAUUCUGAGGCUGAAGAUGAUUCUUUACAAGAGUUUGAAAGGAGGAAAGUUCUUGAAAGCAGUAUGAAAAUUGAAGUGGAAAGUGAUCAAAUGACUUCACCUGAAACUCAGAAGAGAGAUAAAGUGAAAUCAACUGAUUCAGAGAGGGAGGAUGAUUCACUGAUAGAGUUUGAAACAAGGAAAUCUAUCAGUUUGAAAGAGCAACUGGCUGAAAAACGCAAGAAUAAAGAACAUUCUUUGAAGAGAGGGGCUAAAAAGAGAGGAUCAACCGACUCAUCUGGCAAAGAAGAUGAUUCAUUGGUUGAGUAUGAGAGGAGGAAAAAUCUUUCAGUCGCAGCUGAUGAUAAGAGUGCGGGAUCAAGUAGUAAAUUGACUAGAGCGAAAAAAGGAAGUUUGACCAAGAAAGGCUCAUCGGAGUCUUCUGGGAAGGAGGAUGAAGCACAAAAAGGAGAUACGGAGAAGAAGAGGAAGAAGAAGAGUACUAAACAAACAACUACAACAGUUCAAACCAAGGAAUUAACUCCGGAAACUGGAGUUGAAGUUAUACAGUCUUCUGAAACUGAUUCUGUUGGUAAAGCAAUUGAAAUGAGGAGAGGGCGUGAAGCACCUUCCGAUGUUGACAGUAUCAAAACAUCGCGAGAUGGCGAUGAUGAGACGGCUGAGUUUGACACAGCAGAGGAUAGUGCCUAUGAUAGAAGUGAGAUGUCUGUUCUUGAGUCUCUCACUCAAUCACUACAAGAAAUGCAGAGAGGUUUAGCAGUUGUAGGCGAACAAAUAAAAUCUUCAUCCAGUGAAGAGCCAGAGUCAGCCAAAUCUAGUCUGUCUGUAUUGGAAUCAUUGGCACAACCUAUAAAUGAUAUCAAGAAGGGUAUACGAACAGUUGAAAAACAGAUAAUGAAUGAUUCUCAAACUGGAGAUUACUCUCCCAGUAAAGCGAAUAUUACUAUUUUGGAAACAAUCGCUCAACCUGUACAAGAGCUGCAAAGAACAUUAGCUCUUGUGGAGCAAAAAUCUAGUUUAGAAGGCGAUGAAGAUACGUCAAUUCUGGAGAGAACAAGUCAAUCGAUACUGGAAACAGUCGCCCAACCUUUGCAAGAGUUCAACAGAGAGAUGGCGCUCAUUCAACAACAAGCUGUCUUGGAUGUUACAGACGACUCAUUUGAAACGAUCCAGUCUUUCAAACCUCAGCUGAUUGAGGUUCAAGGUGGAGUGCUGCAGUCGGAAAAAGAUCUCAGCAGUCGUGUGGAAGAGCUGUCUGAGAUAACCAUGGACACACAAUCGACUUAUGCACAAUCGGUUCAGGAGUUACAAAAAGGCCUAGCACAAAUAGUUGAACGACAUGUCUAUGAUUCAGAUAAAAAAUCAAACGAUGAUCUAUUGCCGCUCACGGUGAAAGACAUACAGGACGAUCUCCUCGAAAAUGAAAACUUUAUCAGAGAGUUGAAAGAGUUUGAGAUUAGAAUCAUGAAAGAUAGUGAGGUGUACUUUGAUAGGAUGGAUAGCUGUAUGCAAAAUAUAAAUAGUAAGAUUGCAAAGGCUGAAGAUGAAGAAAUGAGGGAUCUUCUGAACUCUGUCCGCCAAAUGAUUGCACCGUUGAAUAGUCUUCAAAGUAUUACAAGUAAAUGUAUUGAAAAUGUUGCUGAAAAUCCUUCUUGUCUACAAUGGGAUGUUAGAUUAUCCAAGGAUAAUAUUAUGCAUUCUUUGACCCGCCCUUUUGAAGUUCUAGAUGGAACAAUUGAUAUUCUAGGCAAGGUUGCUGACUGUGAUUCAGACAAAGAAACACGCCGAAUUUGUACUGCAUCAUUAUACAAACUGACUGUUCCAAUGGACGAGUUGAAAACAACUGUUAAGCUAGUGGAAAAUCUGUCUCCUCAGACUGCUAUUGAGUUCCUAUUACCACCUGUAGAUAAUAUGCUCAGUGCUAUUAGCGGUGUCAAUUUAGAACUUAUUCGACCAGAAUUUGUUGAUAAUGUUGUGGUUGAUGGAGGAAAUGUAUUGAAGGGAUUAGAUGAUUCAUUAGAUAUUAUGAUAAACUGCAUCAAUUCAAUUGAGAAGUACUCUUCAGAAAUGCAGAGUUCACACAAAGAGGAGAAUAUCACCUCAUUGUCCACAUUGACAAAGCCUCUUGAAGAUCUACAAAACAAUCUACAUUCAUUGGAGAAGUUCAUAGUCGAUGAAAGCCAACUUGACAACUUGAAUGACAGUUCUCAGCUCUAUCACUUGGUUCAAGAAUUGGGAAAACCUCUUCAAAAUAUUAGAAUUGAGCUCUCCAUAAUCAAGCAUCAGAUUGAAUUGGAAGAGUAUAGCAGUUUCACUCUGCAACCAUCAGCUAUUAUUCGUGAUGGCAACACUCGCAUGUUCCAACUUCUUGAGCCUGUUGAGAAUAUGCAAAAAAAUGUUACAUGUUUCCAUGAAGCUGUACUCUCCAAGUCACCGGAUGAACCAUUACAUUUGAGAUAUGUUCUUUAUGCUCUUAGCACUCUUACCCAGCCAAUGAAUAUAUUGUGUAGCACUAUUAUGAAAACAGAAGAACAACUUCUCCAAGAGAUUCCGUCAGUCUCAGAUCCAAGCGUAGGAUUGAGAAUUGUAACACAAUCAGUGAGUGAGCUCAGGCAAUCAAUCGAAUCAAUCAAGCAUCAAUCACAUGAGAUCCUUCUGCAACCAGAAUUGCUCAUCAUUAGUGAUAUUCUAUCUACACUGUCCAGCCCUCUAUUGGAGGUUGAAGCAGGACUCGGCUCACUAAGUGAUCAGGUUUAUGAUGAAGAUAAAACUGCAUUGAAUAUUAAUCUUUUGAAAACUAUGGCAGAACCUUUCAAGGCUCUGCAAAAAGCACUUAUUGAAAUCAGUAAUGAACUAAGUAGUGAAAACAUAUCAGAAGCUGUUGUUUUUGAGCUUAAACAGCCUGUACAGGAAUUGCAGAGGAGUAUCCUUGUUAUCCAGGACCAGGUUUCUUUCGAAUAUGGAGACGAGCCUACAACAAUUGAGUCCAAUAUUGUAACCCUUCAAUCCUUGAUCCAACCAAUGAAAACUCUAAAAAGACAUUUCAUAAAUGUUCAAAAAGUUAUUGCCGAACAAAAUAAAAGUGUUGAUAUACAGUUAGCACAAAAAUUGAUAGAUAUUUCAAAAGUUAUGCACAAAUUACAAUUGAAAGUUUCAUCGAUGAUGGUUCAACAAAGCUAUUUUAGAGUUAGUAAACAUUCUGGCCGACUAGAACUCUUUCCAAUUCUUCAACACUUGGUGCAAUUCAUAUCGGAUUUUGAAAGAGCUCAGCAGAUAACUGUUCAGCACAUUGAGAGAAAACAUAAGCUUGAUGUGGUGAAAUUGAAAGAGAAGAUUUUGAAUAAUAUGCAGUACUUGAAAAUGGAUAUGCUUAAUCUCCAUAAGAAGCUUAAUUCUUUAAAAGAUCUGUCUCCAUCUGAUGGUAAUUCAACGGAAAUACUCACAAAAGCAAUUCAUGAAUUCACCAAUGCUCUGAUGGACGAAUGCGCAAUGCUGGCUGAGGAAACUCCUGAAGAGGGUUCGGCACUCGCUUGCUUGCAAGAUCAUUUCGAAUCAUUUGUCGAGCAUAUAAAUAUUCUACACAGUAAACUAUUGAGCAUUGAAGCUGUAUCUUCUGACAAGGAGGACAAAGAAAAAAUGAAACAAAGAAUAACAUUCCAAGAUCAAUCCCCCCAAAAAGUGAAAAUUCUUGACCUAUCUCUCAAUGCCCUGCAAGGCAAAUUAUUGUCUAUGAUGAAUGUCGUAGAGCACAAUCUCCAAAACGAGAGUGCAGGCUUGUCUGUUCAGAUAAUCGAAAAUAUGAUGAGCUGCACCAAUGCAAUGAAAGAGAAUAUCACCAGUUUGAAAAUGGAAACCAAGCUAACUGAUUUGAAAGAAGCGGAUGAAACGUGUAAUAGAGCUGUUGAAGAAUUGAGAGAUUGUAUGGCAUUGUUAACAAGUGAAAUGAACAAUGUUUCAGAUAUGUUUUCUGAAUCUAGUGUUCGAUCACUGAGUGCCACCGUUGAGAAUAUUACUGCCUGCCAAGUUGAUAUCAGUAAGAAAUUGGAGGAUAUUAUGCUGAGCGUGGAAGAGAGAGAUAAAGCACCACAGCUGGAUGAGUACACAGACCAAAUACCGAAGAAAGAUGAAAUAAUGGGGAGUAUCAAUAUAGUUAAUGAGAACAUCAAACAAAAACUAGUGAAAAUCAGUGAUGCUGACUCAAGUCAUAGGAAAAUUAUAUUGUCAGAACCAGUUCAAUGUCUUACUGCUCAACUCUCAGAUCUAUCUACAAAUAUAUUCUCAUCUGAUAUAAAGAGUGAAGCAUUGUCGGAAAGUCAAGUAAAAGAGAAUCUUAAAAUUAUGGCUGAUAUAAAUUCAUCUCUUUUGAAACUUGAGGAUGAUGUAAAAAAAGAAGAGUCCAUCACGACAGAAAUAAAAGAAAAAGUUAUAGCAUCAGUGAAAAAUCUUCAGAAGGCUGUGACCAGUAUCACAGAAGAUGUGAAGGAGAAUCAAACAAUUUCUGCUUUUGAUCAGAUCAUUGAACCUCUGAAUGACUUCAAUGAAACAAUAGUAGGACAUGAUGAUAAUAUCAAACCAAAACUAUCACCUCUCAGAGCUGUCAUGGGGGAAGAGUAUAAUGAAGCUGAAACUCUGAAAGAAACAUCAUUCAGAAUCCUGGAAGAAUUUGCGAGAGCCAGCUCUGAACUGGAGUUUGGAUUGAUGAAGGUUGAACACAAUCUAUUGAACAUAUCAGAGAUGAAAAAGGGAAAUAUUGUGACAGUCGUUGAGCCUUUGGUGCAACCAAUUCAACAGCUUUGUGAGAAAGUUGCCAUGGUCGAGGAGAUCCUGUUAGAUCCAACCGUCGAAGAACAUAUGUCUAGUUUAUCUAUGCUGAAAACAUUGGCCGAACCAAUAAGAGAUAUCCAGCGUAACAUUGUACAGAUUCAAGAGCAUUGUAUGGAGAGCACUGGCAAACGUGAGAGUGGAGAGAAGGUUCUCCAAGUAAUUGCUAAACCAAUCAGAGAGCUGCGCUCGGGAGUGGCCCUAAUUCAGGAACAAGCCAUGGUCAUGGAAGCGGAUGCACUCACAAUUUCGGAAAGUUUGAGCUCUUCAGAAACCCUGGCUAAACCUUUGGAGGAACUAAAACAAGUUCUCACUUCGAUCGUUAACCAACAAGCAAUGGUUUAUGAGCCUGGUACAGAAUCAAUGUCUGAGGCAAUUUCAGAGCUGAAGACGAUAGCUGAACCCGUGAGACAACUUCAAAAACAAUUGGCUGCAAUUGAAACACAACAGCUAUUGGAUGGAGGCACAGUUGGUAGCGGAUCAGUGAAAGAAGCAAUUGCCACCGUUGCGAAACCUGUUACAGAGCUCCGUUAUGCAAUUGCUACAAUUGAGAACCAAAUCGCACUUGAAUCAACUGAUUCUAUUGAAAGUGACAAAUAUGCACUUAUAAUAGCAUUGGAAAAAUCGUUGUAUGAAGUAUCGAAAGGUAUUGCUUGUAUAAAUGAGCAACAGGUAUUGGAAGAUGUCGUUAGUAACAGCACUCUAUCUGAUGUACCUACGAUGGCUAGUCCUGUUGAGUCACCUCUGCUUACUGGCACUGGCUUGGAAAUCCAUGAACUCACUGUACUAGAUGGUAGUUCAUUAUUAGUUGGUGAUGAAAAGCAGAAGGGAAAAAUAGUUGAAGAGGCAGCUGGUUUGUCAGCCACUUCAGUAGAGCAGAAAGUAAUGAAGUCUGAUAAACCGUCUUCAGAAGACAUUGUGGCAGAUCAAAAACAAUUGAAGACUGAUAAAUCCACUUCAGAGAGCAUUGUAAUUGUAGCUGGCAAAAAAGGUCAGAAAUCGGUUGAAUCUAAAUCAGAGAGCAUGGUAGAGGAUGAAAAGGAACAAAAAUCUGAUAAAUCUGCACCAGAGGAUGUCGAAGAAAACCUAUCAGAGAAGAAAGUGUUAAUUGGUGAAACCAAGACACCAACUGAAACACAACAAUUAGUGACUCUUGAAAGUGGAGAGCCAUUGCCUAAGCUUGAAUUGAGAAAGGAAACUGCUGUCAGCAAAACCGUCACUGUUGAACAAGGACUUGCUACAAAAACAGAGAAUCAAGUAUUUGAGAGUUGCACCAGCACUUCAAGAGAAGAAACCAUCAAUAAGGAGCAAGCUGCUGUGAAAGAAUCUUCAUUAAGAGAGUUAGCUACGGUUGAAGAACAGAAAAGUCUUUCACAAGUGGAAUCUUUCGAUGUUUCACAGCGUGAAGCAGAUAGUAAUGCAACAUUGACACAAAGCGGAAUUGAAGUGGUGGUGAAAGAGGAACAGAAAUCACUGCAACCACUGGAAACUUUGGAAUCAUUGAAGUCGACAACUCACGCUCAACAAGUUGUAUCGUGCUUGAAUGUAGCUGAAAAAACGAGCAACCAAUCAUUCAAGAAGAUGUCGCGCCGUUGUCGGAGAGAUUCACUGUCUAGCAGCGCAGUUGCUAUAGAGCGUGAUGCUUCAGUCAAAUCUGGAACAGCAGUCGUGAAAAUAACUGAAACUAAGGUGGAAACAUGCAAAGGGAAGGAAGCCAAGGUUGAAGACAAAGUUAAAGAAAAACAGAGUUCAGAAUCAAGUGUUAGUUCUGAUAAAUUGCAGGAAGUAAAAGAGACUUCUAAGAUGGAAUCUCAAUCAUCUUCAAAAGAUUUUGAAAUAUCUGAGAAUAGAAAACAUAUAACUGAAAGUGUGAAAGAGAAGACAAGUGAACCAACAAUUGAGGAGACUGAUUCAGUUAUAGUUGAGAAAGAAUCAGAGAAGGAGAAAGAAGUAGAAAAUGCAAACCUUGGUCGGUUUGUUGAGGGUGAAUUGGAAUCAGCCAAAUCCAAACUAGAUGAGGUCAGAAAGAUUUUGAGUGCUGACAAAAAAGUAAAGAAAGAUGAAGAAAAUGUUGAGAGUGAAGAUAAGAAUGAGAAAAAAGAUGAGAUCAUAGUUGAUGAGAAACAGUCAAUCAAGUCAGAUGAAAAUAGUAAAAUUGAGACUGAGAAGACUGUUGAGGUGAAAGAGGAGAAAGUGAAGAAGGAGGCUGAGGUGCAAAGAAAGAAAGUAGAGGAUGGAUCAGAGAGAGAAGGAAAAGUUGUGAUGGAAACUGAUAGAAAACUUGACGAAGGUAAGAAGAGCCAUGAAGAGGAGAAGAAAACAGAAGAAGUUGGAGAUAGGACUGAGAAAAAAAUUGAAGAGAAAUCUAAAGAUGGGUCAAAGAAAACAGUGAUAAAAGAGGAAAUUAGUGAUGAAGCAGAAAAAGAGGAGGAAAAAGAGAGGAAAGCUGAGCAAGUAGACAGUGGGAUUGAAGCUGAAACAAAGGAAAAACCUGGAGAGGGAGAAGGAAAACAAGAAAAUAGUAUGGUCAAGUCAGAAAAGAAACCUCAAGUUGAGGAGAUCAAGGUGGAGAACAAAGACCAGACAAGAAAAUCUGAAAAUGAAGCAGCAAAAGCAGGAGAAGAAAAGCAGAAACAAAGAGUUGAAGCGCAAAAGAAGGAUGAGUCUGAAGCAAAAAACAAAGAGGCAGUAGAUCAGAAGAAAAAGAAAGAAAUUGAAAUAAGAGAGUCUGAAAAUGAAGAACUUUUGAAAGUUGGAAGAGACAGCUCGAUCAAGACAGUAGAAGAAAAAGUUGAUCUUGAAAGUGAGACAAAGAAGACAGCUGGAAAGGAAAAUGUGGAGGUUGUAGAUAUAACAAAGAGCAAGACGCAGGAAAAGAAGAUGGAGGAUGAGAAAAGUGAGGAGGAAGAAGCAAAAGCCAUGAAGGAAACUGGGGUUAAAAGGGGAAAAAUAGAAGAAGGCAAGAAGAAAGCAGAAGAUGAUAAAAAAGCUGAGACUGAAAAGAUGAAGCUGGAAACUGACAACACAACGGAAGAAAAAGACACAAAGAAAUCAGAGGCUGAUGCCAAGAAGAUAGAAGUGGAAAACAAAAUACUUGGAGAAGAAACAAAGAAGAAGACUGAUCAAGAAGUUGAAAAGAAAGGAGAAACCGAUUUCGAGACAAAGAAAAAGGAAGAGAAAAAGGAACUAGAAAAAGUAGUCGAAAAGACAGUUGAAGCUCACAAAGAACUGGAAAAGAAGAACAAAAAGAAAACAGCAGAAGAAAAAAAUGAACUAGAUGCUGAAGCCAAGCAAAAGGCAGAAGAAGAGAAGGAAAAACUGGAUGUGGAGACCAACAAGAAGGACGAAUUGGAGAGACCAAAGCUAAAAGCAGAGGACAAGAAGAAAACUGAAACUUCUGAGAAGAAACUUGAAGAAGAAACAAAGAAAGAUACUGGAGAAGAAAAGAAGAAACUGGAUGAAAAAUAUAAGAAAAUGGCAGAAGAAGAAAAGCCUAAACUUAAGCAUGAAUCUAAUAAGGAAUCUGAAGAAGAAAAUGAGAAACUGGAAAUGGAGACAAAGAAGAAAGCGGAAGAAGAGAAAAGGAAAGUGGAGGAAGAGAAAAAGAAAAAGACAGAAGAAGGAAAAAAUAAAUUAGAAUCUGACGCAAAGAAAAACUCAGAAGAAGGAAAGAAACUUGAAGAGUCUAAGAAAAAAUCUGAAGAAGAAAAGAAAAAACGAGAUGGUGAUGUCAAGAGAAAGGAAGAAGAAGAAGAAGAGAAGAAAAUUGAAGAGGAAGCAAAGAAGAUAUCUGAAGAAGAGAAGGAAAGAUUUGAAAAGAAAGUAAAGAAGGACUCUGAAGAAGAAAAGAAGAAAUUUGAGGACAAGGACAAGAAAAAUGCAGAAGAAGAGAAAAAGAUCCUAGAAACAGACAACAAGAAAAAAGCAGAAGAAGAAAAGAAGAAACUGGAGAAUGAAAAAAAGAAGAAAGAGGAAGAAGAGAAAAAGAAGCUAGAAGCUGAGGCUAAAAAGAAAGCUGAAGAAGAAAAGGAGAAACUGGAGGAGGAAAACAAGAAGAAAGUGGAAGAAGAUAAAAAGAAGAUAGAAGCUGUGGUCAAGAAGAAAGCAGAAGAAGAAAAGAAGAAACUGGAGGAGGAAAACAAGAAGAAAGCGGAAGAAGAGAAGAAUAAGCUAGAAGCUGAAGCUAAAAAGAAAGCUGAAGGAGAAAAGGAGAAACUGGAGGAGAAUAACAAGAAGAAAGCGGAAGAAGAGAAAAAGAAGCUAGAAGCUGAGGCCAAGAAGAAAGCAGAAGAAGAAAAGAAGAAACUGGAGGAUGAAAACAGGAAAAAAGCGGAAGAAGAGAAAAAUAAGCUAGAAGCUGAGGCCAAGAAGAAAGCAGUAGAAGAAAAGAAGAAACUGGGGGAUGAAAACAAGAAGAAAGCGGAAGAAGAGAAAAUGAAGCUAGAAGCAGAGGCUAAAAAGAAAGCAGAAGAAGAAAGGAAGAAACUGGAGGAAGAAAGCAAGAAGAAAGCGGAAGAAGAGAAAAAUAAGCUAGAAGCUGAGGCCAAGAAGAAAGCAGUAGAAGAAAAGAAGAAACUGGAGGAUAAAAACAAGAAGAAAGCGGAAGAAGAGAAAAUGAAGCUAGAAGCAGAGGCUAAAAAGAAAGCAGAAGAAGAAAGGAAGAAACUGGAGGAAGAAAACAAGAAGAAAGCGGAAGAAGAGAAAAAUAAGCUAGAAGCUGAGGCCAAGAAGAAAGCAGAAGAAGAAAGGAAGAAACUGGAGGAUAAAAACAAGAAGAAAGCGGAAGAAGAGAAAAUGAAGCUAGAAGCAGAGGCUAAAAAGAAAGCAGAAGAAGAAAGGAGGAAACUGGAGGAAGAAAACAAGAAGAAAUCGGAAGAAGAGAAAAAGAAGCUAGAAGCUGAGGCCAAGAAGAAAGCAGAAGAAGAAAAGAGGAAACUGGAGGAGGAAAACAAGAAGAAAGCGGAAGAAGAGAAAAUGAAGCUAGAAGCAGAGGCUAAAAACAAAGCAGAAGAAGAAAAGAAGAAGAAGAAAAGAAGAAACUGGAGGAGAAAACAAGAAGAAAUCGGAAGAAGAGAAAAAGAAGCUAGAAAAGCAGAGGCUAAAAAGAAAGCAGAAGAAGAAAGGAGGAAACUGGAGGAAGAAAACAAGAAGAAAUCGGAAGAAGAGAAAAAGAAGCUAGAAGCUGAGGCCAAGAAGAAAGCAGAAGAAGAAAAGAGGAAACUGGAGGAGGAAAACAAGAAGAAAGCGGAAGAAGAGAAAAUGAAGCUAGAAGCAGAGGCUAAAAACAAAGCAGAAGAAGAAAGGAAGAAACUGGAGGAAGAAAACAAGAAGAAAUCGGAAGAAGAGAAAAAGAAGCUAGAAGCUGAGGCCAAGAAGAAAGCAGAAGAAGAAAAGAAGAAACUGGAGGAGGAAAACAAGAAGAAAGCGGAAGAAGAGAAAAAGAAGCUAGAAGCAGAGGCUAAAAAGAAAGCAGAAGAAGAAAGGAAGAAACUGGAGGAAGAAAACAAGAAGAAAUCAGAAGAAGAGAAAAAGAAGCUAGAAGCUGAGGCCAAGAAGAAAGCAGAAGAAGAAAAGAAGAAACUGGAGGAGGAAAACAAGAAGAAAGCGGAAGUAGAGAAAAUGAAGCUAGAAGCAGAGGCUAAAAAGAAAGUAGAAGAAGAAAGGAAGAAACUGGAGGAAGAAAACAAGAAGAAAGCAGAAGAAGAGAAAAAGAAGCUAGAAGCUGAGGCUAAGAAGAAAGCAGAAGAAGAAAAGAAGAAACUGGAGGAGGAAAACAAGAAGAAAGCGGAAGUAGAGAAAAUGAAGCUAGAGGCAGAGGCUAAAAAGAAAGUAGAAGAAGAAAGGAAGAAACUGGAGGAAGAAAACAAGAAGAAAGCGGAAGAAGAGAAAAAGAAGCUAGAAGCUGAGGCCAAGAAGAAAGCAGAAGAAGAAAAGAAGAAACUGGAGGUGGAAAACAAGAAGAAAGCGGAAGAAGAGAAAAAGAAGCUAGAAGCUGAGGCCAAGAAGAAAGCUGAAAAAGAAAAGAAGAAUCUGGAGGAGGAAAACAAGAAGAAAGCGGAAGAAGAGAAAAAGAAGCUAGAAGCAGAGGCUAAAAAGAAAGAAGAAGAAGAAAGGAAGAAACUGGAGGAAGAAAACAAGAAGAAAGCAGAAGAAGAAAGGAAGAAACUGGAGGAAGAAAACAAGAAGAAAGCGGAAGAAGAGAAAAAGAAGCUAGAAGCUGAGGUUAAAAAGAAAGCAGAAGAAGAAAAGAAGAAACUAGAGGAAGGGAACAAGAAGAAAGAAGAAGAAGAGAAAAAGAAGCUUGAAGCUGAGGCUAAAAUGUUAGCAGAAGAAAAGAAGAAACUGGAAGCAGAGGCUAAUAAGAAAGCCGAUGAAGAACAGAAGAAACUGGAGGAAGAAAACAAGAAAAAAGCGGAAGAAGAAAAGACGAAACUGGAGAAAGAAAAGAAGAAAAAAGCAGAAGAAGAAAAGAUGAAACUGAAGGAAGAAAACAAAAAGAAAGCAGAAGACGAGAAAAAGAAGCUAGAAGCAGAGGUUAAGAAAAAGGCAGAAGAAGAAAAAAUGAAACUAGAAGAAGAAAACAAAAAGAAAGCAGAGGAAGAGAAAAAGAUACUACAGGCUGAGACUAAAAAGAAAACAGAAGAAGAAAAGAAAAAAUUAGAAGUAGAGACCAAGAAGAAAGCAGAAGAAGGAAAGAAGAAACUAGAGGAAGGGAACAAGAAAGAAGCAGUAGAAGAAAAGUCAAAACUGAAGAAACAAAAGAAGAAUAGAGCAGAAGAAGAAAAUAAGAAACUGGAGGAAGAAAACAAGAAGAAACUAGAGGAAGAGAAAAAGAAGCUAGAGACUGAUGCUAAAUUGAAAGCUGAAAAUGAUAAAAAGAAUAAAGAGGCAAAGGCUAUAAAUUAUACCGAGAAAGAAAAGAAUAAUUUUGGAGAUGAGACCAUUGAUACAAACAAGGUUGAAAACAAAAAUGAAAAGAUAGAAACUUCAGUUGAAACUGAUCGGGGAUCACAGAAAAAACAAGAUAAUCUUAAACAGAAAUCCAGAGUGAAAGUUGAUAAAACUCAAGAGAGCAUCGAAUUGAAAAAUGAAAAAGAUGGCGAGAGGAAAAAAGGACCAAAAUCUGAGGAAAGUGAAGUGACCGAAGUAAUAGCAAAUACCAUGGAAAAACGAGGAAGUGAAAAUGAAUCAUUUAUUGAUGGAAUUAGUUAUGAGAAAUCUGAUAAAUAUUCCAAUGUGCAACUUUUCAUCGAAGAGGAAAUCAACAGAGAGACCAGCAAGUACGAUGGUGCAGCUGAUAGGAAGAUUCGAAGCAAAAGCCAGGAGAGUGCGUUCUGGAUUUCAACCACCAGUGAGCCGAAAUACAAGAGAGAUGACUCAUUUGCCAGUAAACCCUCUGAAGCUUCUCCGCGCCAGAGCUGGGCUAAACGAGAGACAAAAACGAAGCCAUACUUCUGCGGCCGCCUGAUGGAUCGCACAGCCGCCCAAGAGUCCAGGGUGAAGAUGAGCUGCAGUUUCAUCGGCAACCCUGAGCCAACUGUGGCUUGGCUCAAGGAUGGACUUCCACUACUCCAUGGAGCUUCUGAUCCACUCGCUGGAAGAUGCGAAACGAAAGUGAGCAACGGUGUGGCGACGAUUGAGAUUUACUCAGCUUCGCCAAGCGACUGUGGCCGCUACUCGUGUGUGGUGUCCAGUGACCUCGGCCAGGCCACCACCACGGCUACUCUCAGAAUAUUCGAGAAGUUUGAACCGACACCUUCCCCGCCAUCAUUCACCAGGCGAAUUCAGGAUAAAUACGACUUCAGAGCGGACGAGCUGACACUGGAAUGCAAAGUGCAAGGUCAACCUCGACCAACGAUCACGUGGCGGAAGGACGACAAGGCAUUGCCGGCGAGGGGUCGCUACCAGCAGUCAGACUCCAUCGACGGAACAUGUCGACUGGUGAUCAGUGGACCCGAGCCUCAGGACAGCGGCGUCUACACGUGUCACGCUGAGAAUGCUGUCUGGAACGAGCAGAUAUCCGAUGUCGUCACCUUCGAAGGCAGAGCUAGUUACGCAGAAUCGGCUAGAAAAGAGACUACGAAUAGGAUAGACUACCGGAAGCCUUUCAUUGCCAACCUACUAGGGGAUCACACUGUACCUGCUGGUGGCACUCUAGCAUUACAUGUUCAACUCAAAGAAAAGAGUGCAGGCUCGCAAGUGACGUGGUACCGAGGCACCGAGCCGCUGUCUCGCCUGAACACUCGAGCCAAGUACUUCAAGGAGGACGACACCUACAGCCUGGUGCUGCCCGAGGUGAAGCCGCAGGAGGCCGGCCUGUACAUGUGUCGAGUGUCGAACGCCUAUGGCCACUCUGACACUUGCGCCAAUGUGCAGAUUAUCACGUUCGGCAGUCACACGCAGGCGCGAGGAGGCAAACCGGCCAUGUUCACGCGGCGGCCCGAUACCACGCUGCACAUUGUCAGCGGCGAAGAUGUCUCCGUGUCCUUCCGGCUCAGCGGCGAUCCCAAGCCCAAAGUAACCUGGAUGAAGGGAUUGAAAGACAUGACCAGCAAUGCUCGUUCAAUGAAAGAGACAAUAGAUGACUGCACUCGGUUGACAUUGAAGAGAGCGACGAUUUACGACUCUGGCACCUACUUCAUUGUGGCGAAGAAUACUUACGGCUGCGACAGAGCAUUUUUCACUGUUCAGGUGCGUCAACGGUCUCGCUCUCUAACUCCAAUCUCCAAUUAUGGUGUUCUGGACACUCAGACCAUUCUGAGGGAUAUCCAUGAGAUGUCACAAGCUUCUCUACAGGAUGUUCCGGGAGCGAUUUCGAGUGAGCCGGAGAUCGCUGACAGUGGCCGGACCUGGAUGACCAUCACAUGGGGCAAGCCCACGCACAGGGGCGCCGCGCCCAUCCUCGCCUACAAGGUGGAGGCAUGGCAGGUCGGCGAACAUGGAGGGGCCAGGUGGUCAGAGUUGGGAGUGACACCAAUGAACUCAUUCGAUGCGUUCGAUUUGACGCCUGGUGCGGCGUACCGGUUCCGCGUGACGGCCCGCAACCGCUACGGCUGGGGAGAACCGGUCGUCACCCGCGAACCGCUCACCGUCGUCGUCUGCGACCAAAGGGCGCCCGAAAUCGUCACCGAUCUGCCAGGCUCGUUCAAGGCGCUCGUCGACACCAACCUCACAUUGCAGUGCGAGGUGCGAGGUGAUCCUCCACCCGACAUCCGCUGGUUCCACGACGGCAAGGAGGUGGCGAUGGCCCGCCGCGCCUGCGACCGGCUGCUGGUGAGUCGCCGAGACAGCGUGUGCAGUCUGCUCAUCAGGGACCUGCAGCCGCGCGACUCCGGUCGCUACGUGUGUGAGGCCGCCAGCAAACUGGGACGCGCUUCUACCUUCGCGCGACUCCUCGUUGUACACGACGCCAAACUGCUCAAGGCUGCUGAUCGGCUCAGAAGGGUUCAAGAGGACGACCUAACAACUCUAGAUUCACCUCCGCAAUUCUCUCUGAGGCUGAGAGAUCGUCGCAUUGAGGUGUCUUACCCAAUAAGACUCACUUGUCAGGUUGUUGGCUUCCCAGCUCCCAAUAUCACCUGGCUCAAGGAUGGAUCUGAAAUUAAAUCUGAUGAGCACUUCCGGUUCUGUUCGGAACAAGGUUUCGUGACACUUGAGAUAUCGCGGUCACGGAUGGAGGAUGCCGGCGAGUACACGGCCGAGGCACGCAACGAGCACGGAUCCGUGGCCUGCACGUGCCGGUUGGUGGUCGAUCGCGGCAUCAAGGACUACAUUGCACCCGCGUUCCUGGCUGACAUAGAGAGGCAGGCCACUGUCCGCGAGGGGGCAACACUCAGGCUCAGGGCUACCGUCGAGGCCUACCCUUCUGUCGAUAUCAUGUGGCACAGAGAUGGCACAAGACUCCGACAAUCACGUAGACUCACGUGCACUCUGGACAAGGAGGGCCACGUGGAGUUCACGCUGGCCGACGUGACGUCACGUGACGCAGGCACGUAUACGUGUACAGCCACCAACGAAGUCGGUCGCUGCGAGUGCGUGUGUCAAGUCACGGUCACACCACGGCUCACGUCUGUGCCCACCUCAUCAGCUGACGUCAACAACCAAAUCGCUGAAAAUGCAUUACCAUACUCGCAAGUUCCCAUGUUCACGAUGAAGCCACGUUCAACGGAUGCUGUGGAGGGAGACACAGUCAUCCUGAUGUGCGAAGUGGUCGGGGACCCGGAGCCUGAGAUAUUCUGUCUCAGAGACGGGCUGAAGCCGGACUACUACCACCACGGGCCCGGUUUCGUUUCGCACCGCGAGGGUCACCGCUACCGGCUGGAGAUCCCGCAGGCACGGCUCGACUACACGGGCGCAUAUGCCAUCAUCGCCCGCAACCAGCAUGGUGAGGCCCGUGCUGUAGUCUCGCUUCAGAUUUACGCCAGAGGUCAAGGAAAGGAGGGAACCAUGAGCUCAGGCGAAGUUAAGCAGGGGAAAGUGCAGACAUUGCCAGAAGUGAGGAAAGAGCUGAAGGAUAUGCGAUGCUGCGAUGGCGACAGUGUCACGCUCGAGUGUCAGGUCUACGCCACACCUCCUCCUGAUAUCCGCUGGCUCAAAGAUGGAAAGAUCCUUGCACUGGGUGGUGACGUAUCGUCGGAUGUGGACGGGGAGGUGGCUCGCCUGACCAUCAGCAAGGUCUACCCGGAGGAUGAGGGCGAGUACACGUGCAUGGCCUACAACGAGCUGGGCAGAGCACUCACCUCUGCAUGUCUCAUUGUUGAUGUUCCUGAAGAGAAGGAGACCAUGGUUACCAAACAGCUGUCGAAGCCUCCAGGGUUCCUCUCAACUCACUCCACUCCUCGCACCACUCCCACCAGGAGUAUAUCACCAGGAGUCCAAGCAGUGACAAGAGACUUUGCAACCCCUCUGAACCGUCCGCAGCGGAAGCGCACAAAGUUCUCGUCGCCCAAGUUCUACGCGGUGCCUCACAACAAGGUGGCGCAGGAGGGAGACACGGUCAAGCUGCAGUGCUCAGCUGCCGGACACCCCAACCCCUGGUCGUCCUGGGACAAGGAUGGACACAUCGUGACGCCGAGUGCCCGUCUCACCCUUUUGGAGCAGGAUGACAUGCGCAUUCUGCAGAUCAAGGAGGUGACGCCAGAGGACGCCGGUCUCUAUCGGGUCACGCUCGAGAACGACUAUGGCAGUGUCGAGGCUACUGCUCGGCUCGAAGUUAUUGCUCACAAAGGAACAAAGACAAAAGGCGUGAGAGCGUGGAGUGCAUCGCGCGCAUCGCCGACAUUCGGCAGACGCUUGGUGGGGUCCGCGGCCCGGGUGGGGGGCAACUUCACUCUGGCCUGCGAUGUGCAAGCCUCUCCUUCUCCCAACAUCACGUGGUAUAGAAACACAGAAGUAGUUGUGAAAUCGGACAGGAUACAUCCGCUGUGGGACGGUCGGUGUGCCCGCCUCAAGCUGACGAGCUUGGAGCGGGAGGACGCCGGUGUGUACACGUGCGUCGCUGAGAACGAGCUUGGCACGACCCGGUGCUCGGCCGAGCUGCUCGUCUUGGCGGAGGAUGACCCGAGUGACGCCGACCUCAGGCCUCCCGUCUUCCUCACAGGUCUGCCUGCCACCACAAACAUACCUGAAGGCCAGCCCGCCGAGCUGCAGGUCAAACUGCAAGGUACACAACCUCUUGAAGUAGUCUGGUCAAAGGACAAAGUGGAACUUCCGGAUUGCAUGGAUUUCCGCUACGUCGAUUACGGAGAUGGCAGGUUUGGACUUCGCAUCGCGGACGCAUUUCCAGCCGAUGCCGGCCAUUACUCCUGCGAAGCCUUCAACAAGCAUGGCGACGCCAUCACUUAUGGACACUUGCAAGUCACUGAACAAUGCGAGUCAACUGAUAGUACAAAGAAACAACUUUACUUUAGCAAAACGCCGAUACCUCUGGAGGCCGAGCCGGGCCAAUCUGCCUGCUUCUGCGCGCGGGUGCACAGUGCUGCCAACACACAAGUGAACAUCGACUGGUCUGUUGCUGGCCAACCCACAUCUCAACAACCCCAAAGGUUCAAGGUGGAACGCGACGGCGACAGCACAGUGCUGCGAAUCGCUACAGUGCAGGCAGACGACAUGGGCCCCAUCAGCUGCCGGGCGCACAUCUGCCUGGCGGGCCACACGGCGCCCGUGGCGGCCUGCGCCAAGUGCUACGUGACGUCAUGCACGUCGCGCCUGUCUGCCGUGCCCACAGCCGAGGGCUGGCCGGCCCAGCUGCUGCAUGGCCCUGCCGACACCACAGCGCUGCGUGGCCAACGCGUCAUCCUGCAGGCCGCCUACUCCGGCUGUCCGCAGCCCACUGUGCGCUGGUUGAAAGCGGGAAGAGAGCUGUCGAAUGAUGCGUACAUGACCAUUAUCAACGAGGAUGGCCUGUCUUCGUUGAUUUUGGAUCCCGUGUCAGCUGACGACAGUGGCAAGUACGUGGUCAGUGUGGAGAACAGCCACGGCGCUGACUGUCACUUUGCAUCUGUUGCUGUUGAAGGGCCCCCAGAUCCCCCGGCAGGUCGGCCAAGCGUGCGAACAUUGAACAGUACGGCAACCAUAGCCUGGUCGAGUCCCCCCUAUGAUGGCGGCUGCAUGGUCACUGGCUACAGAGUGGAAAUGAAGAAGUUACCUCAAACAUCGUGGACAGUUGUUACUGACAGAUGCCACUCACUGUCUCACACAGUGCAUGACCUGGUUCCUGGCAUAGAUUACGUGUUCAGGGUGAGAGCUGAGAAUGUGCAUGGAGCCAGCGAAGCCAGUGUCGAGACUCCCAUCAUUUCCAUUGGAUCGAAGGCGUCUUCAGGCUCGGAUGAGGAGGAAGUGGCGGUGGAACCGCGGACCUGGGAGCGUGUCCAAGUGGAGCCGGGUCACGUGUUCAGCAGCCGCUAUGAAAUCAUGGAGGAACUGGGAAAGGGCCGCUACGGCGUCGUGCACAAAGUCCUCGACAAACUGUCCAACAACAAAAUGGCCGCCAAGUUUGUGCGCUGCAUCAAGAAGCAGGACAAGCAGAAGGUGCUGGAGGAGAUCGACAUCAUGAACUGCCUCAGGCAUCCCAAGCUGCUGCAGCUCGUCUCUGCCUACGACAACACCAGGGAGAUUGUCAUGGUUACUGAGUAUAUAACAGGUGGUGAAUUGUUUGAAAGAGUUGUGGCUGAUGACUUCACAUUGACUGAGAGAGACUGCAUGCUUUUCAUGAGGCAAAUUUGUGAGGGUGUUGACUACAUGCAUCAAAACAGUGUCGUACAUUUAGAUCUCAAGCCAGAGAACAUAAUGUGCUACACACGAACAUCGCAUCAGAUCAAGAUCAUUGACUUUGGUCUGGCGCAGAAGUUGAGCCCCAACAUCACUUUGAGGGUGUUGUUCGGCACUCCCGAGUUUAUUCCGCCCGAGAUCAUCAACUAUGAGCCGAUCGGCGUCGAGUCGGACAUGUGGUCUAUCGGCGUCAUCUGCUACGUUUUAUUGUCGGGACUGUCGCCGUUUAUGGGUGACAACGACGCUGAGACAUUCGCCAACAUCACCAGAGCUGAUUAUGACUUCGAUGACGAGGCUUUCGACGCCAUAUCACCCGACGUCAAACAUCUAAUCAGCAACCUUUUAGUUAAACGAAAGGAGAAACGAUUUAGCGCUCGACAAUGUUUAGAACAUAAAUGGAUGUCACAAUGUGAUAAAACUAUGAGCUGUGUAAAACUUAGUACCGAUAAGCUGAAAAAAUUCAUAAUCCGUAGAAAAUGGCAGAAAACGGGAAAUGCGAUUCGUGCACUGGGCCGCAUGGCGACCCUGUCAGCGGCCAGCCGGCGGAACUCGGCGACGUCCUCACAGUCGAGCAGUCCGCGCCAGUCGCUCGCCGGCGGCGGAGUGUCGCGCAUGUCCAGCCUCAACGAGGAGGAGCAGCACAACCACGUCACCACCAGCCAGCAGAUCCACCAAAUCAGCGCGGAGUGCAACGGCAGCAACAGUCGCGUGCGAGUCUGCAGCGAACGGAGCGACAGCGGCAUCAGCGAUUGCUCUUCAAUUAACGCGCCCACUACCCAACCACACCAACUGACCGACAAAGUUUUCUCCAUAUUGGAAGAGAACGAACUCUGUGACACUAUUGCCAACACUCAAAUUAAACAUACUAGGUUUCUUAAUGAUGCCGAAACUAGGACGAAUUCCGAGAAAUCAUUCCCUGAAGAACCUUGUGAUAGUGGUGCCACUGUAAAAUCGAAACAGACCAGGUUCCAAAAUGAUGACAAAACGACAACAUAUUCGGAUAAAUCAUUCCCUAAAAUCCCAGGAGAGUUCUCUAGUGAUAUUGUUAAAUCAAGGCAAACGAGGUUUCAAAAUGAUGAGACAGCAAGGACAAAUUCUAUUAAAUCGACCCCUGAAAUCUUAGAUGAUGAAAAGAUGUCUUGUGAUUCUGUUAAAACAAAGCAAUCUAGGUUCCAUAAUGAUGACAAAACAAAGACAAAUCCUGAUAAUUUAUCCCCUAAAAUCUCAAAAGAAAACAGAUUAUACUGUGACACUGUUGAAUCAAAGCAAAGUAGGUUAUUAAAUGAUAACAAAACAAGUAGUACAAAUUCAGAUAAAUCACCCUCUAAAUUUGCUGAGAAAACUAGUGAUAGUGUAACUUUUAGAUCAAAACAAACGAGGACAGACUCCGAAAAAUCAUCCCCUAAAAUAUUAGAAGGAAACAAAUUAUCUAGUGAUAGUGGUACCGUUGUUAGAUCAAAGCAAAGUAGGUUCCUUAAUGAUGACAAAACGAUGGUACAUCCUGAUAAAAAAUCACCACCUAAAGCUCGAUUCGAAACUAGUCCAAAACAACAUCAUUUCAAAGAAGCUACAAAGACUAGGUUCGCUGACAAUUUGAAACCAAGCAUAGAUGACACAAGUUUCAAAGGGACGUUGGGACGUAAGGCAGGGGAUGUUGAAAAUAAUAAGAGAAACGUGAGUAGAGUAGGUGGUAUUGUUAGUACAAAUAAAAGACUGGACGAUAGGGAAAGUGUGAAGAGUAGUAGUAGAUCUCCAAGCGCUGGCAAGAAUAGUGUAAGUAGUACAAAUGAUGACUUGCUUAGUAAUCGUGUGAGUUCGAGUCCGUUUUUGAAUAACAGCCUGAAUGAGAGUGGUCCGACACCGGAUGACAGUAAAUGUGUGCACGAUGUUUCAGGUGGAGGCAGUCCGCUUGAGGCGGGAGGCCUAAGAGUGGCGGACGCCGCGACUAGAAGGUCGGUCAGUCCCGCCCUUCAGGCGGAUGCCAAAGUCCUCGAGAAGAAUGACAACUUCCAGAAGGCUUUUGCUUUCUGGAAGCGGUGACAACGACAACCUCACAGCCCUAUCCUCAGCCAAAGCAAUUAUUUAUAAUAGUUUAUAGCAACCUUCCUCCUCUUGAAACCUUUUUAUUAAUACACGUUGUAACUUAUUCCACGCUUUCAUCCAACAUUAGUGACAUCAUUAUCAUUCAUUUACAAUAUCCAAACCCAAUUGUUAUUAUCAUGAUUGUUGUUGUUAAUUAAUAACAUAAUUUUAUUUUUGUUAGAUAAAUAUUUUAGCGUGAAAACAUUGUGUGUAUACACAUAACUAUUUGAAAUUCUUGUUUUUAGAGCACAUUCUGAUGGGUGCACACAUACCAUGUUAUUUAAAAAUUCACUGUUGACUAUGAAUAAUUAUUAUUUUAUGAAUGUUAAUUGUUAUUCAAACGACAUAUAAAUUAUAAAUAUAUGAUGAAGAAAGAAACUUUCUAAACU